Molecule: messenger RNA, 870 nt
Organism: Salvia miltiorrhiza (redroot sage)
Lineage: Eukaryota; Viridiplantae; Streptophyta; Magnoliopsida; Lamiales; Lamiaceae
Product: elicitor-responsive protein 3-like
Exons: 6
Coding region: 158-604 (148 amino acids)
Source: RefSeq, a predicted model, not a curated record
UUUUGCAAAAGGGUGUGAGUAAUUAAAUAAAAGUUUUGUUGUUUGAAAAUCAAAAUAACAAAGUUUCUUUUUUAGUAGGAAGAAAACAAUUUUAAGAAUCAUCCAACAAAGAUAAAACUAUCGAAUUCCUCUCUCUCUCUCUCUGUAUUAUAUCCAAAUGCCGCAGGGAACGCUUGAAGUUGUUCUUGUCGAUGCCAAUGGUUUGGAGAGCACAGAUUUUUUAUCCAGCACUGAUGCUUAUGCCAUAAUCAAAUGCCAAGAUCAGGAGAAAACAAGCAAAGUUGCAUCAGUUGAAGGAUCGUCGCCCACGUGGAACGAGACCUUCAUGUUUUCCAUCUCUAAGGAUGUUAAGGAACUGAAAAUCAGGAUUAUGGAUAAAGACACUAUUGGUGCUGAUGACUUUGUUGGUGAAGUGAUAGUUCCUCUUGAGGCGGCGUUUGAGGCUGAAAGAGUUCCAACAACUAUGUACAAUGUUGUCAAGGAUGGGACAUUAUGUGGAGGGCUAAAUGUCAGCCUCAAGUUCACUCACCAGAACGUACGAAGCAGGGGGUUUUCCAAUGAGGAUCUGGGAGGGUGGAAGUCAUCAUCAUCAGCAAUGGACUGAGCAUGAUUUGUUCUUUUUUUUAUUUUAUAAAUUAACAGUAUUAAAUAAAGAAAUUUAAAGGUCGCGGCACAGGGGACUCGAACCCGAGACCUUUGGCCUUAGGCAUUAACUCCUUACCGCUUGGCCAACACACGCACACAACUGAGCAUGAUUCUUGUAACUGAAUUACAUUGUUUUAGAAUUUUUAUCAUAUCUCAGAUUUGAGCUGAACAAUUUUAGUGCCUCUUACCUUGUGGUUAAUGUUAGUAGUUUCACAUAUUCUUGCA